ACUGGAUUGUCAGGUCAGCUCAAUUGCAGGUGGUAUAGGGUAGGUCUUCUGAGAAGCCACACACUGGUGCCAGUAGUAGCUCACGAUCACAAAUGGUAGUGCAGAGCUUUUCCUAGUAAGAUUUAAAGAUGCAAGGACACAAAAAAAUGGCGUUGAUAAUUUAUCAUCUGUUGACGACUCUACUGGUACCAGUUGCUGGCACUGUGUGUCCCAAUCAACAUAGCUUCUCUUGUACUGAACAAGAUACAGAACUCCCGGACAACACCAUUGGUAGAGCUUGUGUUUGUGUGUUCGCUGACUGCAUACCUAAAGCCAACCCAUGCCCUACCAUAGACAACAUUGUUUUUAAAGAUCCAACGUUUACAUUCAUAACGAGAAAUUUGUUUUUAAAUUACAGUAGAAUAAAUUCUAUCGAUAUUCAAAGUAGCAGUGUUGAUUACAUUGCAGAUAUGGCCUUCGAGGGUCAACAAAAUUUGAAAAUGCUUCGAAUUGAAGGCAACAAGAUUCAAUUUGAAGCAGGGGCCUUUCGCAGCAUGGAAAAUCUAGAAAUCUUGCAAUUCCAGCCUAAAAAUUUUGCAUUAACUAGAGAAUUAUUUACUGGACUUGGAUCAACCUUGGAGAAUCUGGAUCUGGGAACAGGAAUGGUUAGGAAAUUGAAUAAUAAUACAUUUGACCAAUUCAUCAAUUUAAAAACAUUGUCCCUCGCCAAUAACCAUCUAGGAACAAUCCAGCAACGAUGGUUUUUCAGAUUAGCUCAACUGGAAGAACUCAACCUUGGGGGCAAUAACAUCCAGUCCAUCCCAAGCUCUGUCUUCAACUAUCAGACAAACCUGAAAAAGCUGUACAUACCAGAAAAUGAAAUUACAGCCUUGGAAGAAGGAUGCUUUGAUGGACUGGGUUUUCUAGAGGAACUUGUCCUAUCUGGAAAUCAAAUACAAUACAUGGAUAACUUGUUAACAGGUCUCGCAAACCUUACAAAAUUGGUUAUGAAUGAUAAUUUACUUCAAACCACCAAAAAGGAGAAUUUUGCAGGACUUGCCUCCCUUCAAUCUUUAUCACUUUCUGGCAACUCCAUUGCCAGCAUCUCAGCUGGAUCAUUUGAUUCCCUACCAAAACUAGAAUCUUUGGACUUAAGUCAAAACCUUCUGCCAAAUCUACGAGAAUACUAUUUUGAAGACCUACAAACAGUUUCUACGAUUAACCUUGGAUAUAACAAGAUCAACGAGAUUGGCAGAAACACUUUCACCAGCCUUACUAACUUGACAUAUCUAUUUCUGGAAAACAACCAAUUGAAUACCUUCUCUUUCAUGGACUUCAGUGACAAGCACAACUUGCAGAGAUUAAGCUUACAGAACAACACAAUUACUUCUGUAAGCUUCAGUACCAUUGUGCAACCACCGCAACUGUUGAAUCUAAAAAUACUCUGGCUUGAGAAUAACAGGUUACCAACAUUUCCAAGUUUGAUUUUUGACUACGCACCACAGCUUGCCAUCGGCCGGAAUUCACUUCAACUGACGCAAAAUCCCCUGUCAUGUGAUUGCAAUAUCAAGGACCUGAGCGAAUCCACAAGGAACAUUGUCUUGGAUGCUCAAAUAAGUUCCAAUUGUGCGCAACCCAUCUGCAGUGCACCUACAGCAAUUUUUGUCCAAGAAAAUGUCAUCGUACCAGUGGGUGAGGAAGUUAGCUUGAUCUGCAAUGUGACUGGUCAACCUAAUCCACUGGUUUCAUGGAUGAUGAAUGAUGUUGUGAUAGAAGGAACAUACAAUACUUUCACUGGCAUAUCACAAAUAAACUUUGACAAAGUAUCCAAAAGUAACUAUGGAAACUAUACAUGCACAGUUAGAAAUAUUUAUGGAUCCUCCAAUAUUACAAUGAAUCUAAUUGAAAAGAAGGUUAAAUACCAAGAUGCUGGGGGUGAAAAUGACCAAGAUGUUGUUAAAGGCAAAAAUGAAGCCAACUGUCAUAUGCCUUCAUAUAUGAUUUUUGGUAAUCUAGUUCUUUUAACUGCAAUAGUAAGAAAUUAUUGAGAGAAGCCAUUGAGUAGCAAAGGCUUUUUAUAUAGUUGGUGUGCCAAACAUGAAUAUAAUUCAAAGAUCUUUAACAUCCUUAAGUAUCAUGUCAGUGACAUCAUGCCAUGUGACACCCCUUCAUUAAUGAAAAAACUAUACCGAAGCGGUUUAUAAGGUAGAGUGGUUCUCAGCUACAGUUCACAUUUCAAUUGAUGUAAAGUUCUAUUACUGUACCUGUAUAUAAUUAUAACAUUAUUGUACCUUUUUAUUCUGCACUUUAAAAUUAAAUAUACAAAGGAUAUUAUGGCAAAAUUUGAAGGUUUUGAUAUGAUAAACUGUGCUGGCUCUGUUGGUGAUCAUCAUAACGAUUGCAUUGUGGGUAGUCAGUUGCUCAGAAACGAAACUGUGUCACAUGCUAAUGUGAUGCAAUGAUAUGGUACUCUCAAUAAGACAAACAAUUUUCAGAA
Messenger RNA from Anneissia japonica, 2476 nucleotides. Its product is annotated as leucine-rich repeat-containing protein 15-like. The transcript is spliced from 2 exons. Gene Ontology annotation, cellular component: plasma membrane. Bases 129 to 2027 code for a protein of 632 amino acids. NCBI's taxonomy places the organism in Eukaryota, Metazoa, Echinodermata, Crinoidea, Comatulida, Comatulidae. Gene Ontology annotation, molecular function: protein binding. The record is from RefSeq and is a predicted model, not a curated record.